Molecule: messenger RNA, 3822 nt
Organism: Hyposmocoma kahamanoa
Lineage: Eukaryota; Metazoa; Arthropoda; Insecta; Lepidoptera; Cosmopterigidae
Product: b(0,+)-type amino acid transporter 1-like
Exons: 14
Coding region: 517-2187 (556 amino acids)
Biological process (GO): amino acid transmembrane transport
Cellular component (GO): membrane
Molecular function (GO): L-amino acid transmembrane transporter activity
Source: RefSeq, a predicted model, not a curated record
UGAUAAGUGUGACAUAAAGGGCGAAGGCUCAGGUGUCGGAUCUCGCCCAUUGAUCGGUGGGCGGGCGUUGGCGGCCGCCGGGUGCCCACGUGCUCGUUCGCGCCGGGAAUAGACAGUCGGUCCCGACACGUCGCCCCAAGCUCACAUCGCAGAGUCUAACAUUUCAGAAAAUUUUCAGUACAUUUUUGCUCAAAAUCGAAAAUUUCCGCGUGACUCGUGCUUUAAAGGUCUCUAUAACAUUAAUUUCUGUAACGUAAGCAAUAUGUUCGUGUUCGAUAAUUAAACAUCGUGUUGAUUGUAUCAUCGUUUGUAACAGUGAUAUUGGUGCAGUGUUUGACUGUUUGACAUUGGUUUAUAAAAGAUUGGUUGUGGAUGUUCGCGCCUCGGAUUUAUUUUGAAUUUAGUACGAUUGAAUUUGGCUUGGCGACGUGCGCGCGGGCGCUUGCGAUUCUCGCGUGCUUUACGGCGUAAAGGCGUCGCGGCGCCGGCGCCGACGGGUGUCAAGGCGGGGAACGCAUGUGCGAUGCGAUGCGUGAGAAACUUGCCGCCCUGCUACGCAGUGCGGUGUGUGCGCCUGCGCAGCCACACAGUACGGACAAGCUGCAAAAUGGAGCCGUUGAACCUGUUCUCCUUUUCAGCGAUGAUGAAGGGAGAGCACGCGAAGGCGGAUUGGUAUGGCGCGGGUGCUCCGCCGGCUGCGACGCCGAAGACGGCGCGACGGGAGCACUCACCGACGGCAACGCCAACCCAGGAGACAAGCUGGAGGGGUCGGACGCAGCUGCGGACGACCCUGUUCACCUCAAGAGACGGGUGGGACUCUUCAGUGGGGUGGCUCUAAUCGUCGGAACUAUGAUAGGCUCGGGAAUAUUCGUCUCGCCCUCUGGGCUUUUGGAGCGGACAGGCUCAGUGGGCAUAAGCUUCAUUAUAUGGAUGGCCUGUGGGCUGUUAUCUCUGCUUGGAGCGCUCGCGUAUGCGGAGCUGGGAACAAUGAACACGUCGUCGGGCGCUGAAUACGCUUAUUUUAUGGACGCGUUUGGAGGACCGCCCGCAUUCUUGUUCUCAUGGGUAUCGACAUUGGUGCUGAAGCCAUCGCAAAUGGCAAUAAUAUGUCUAAGCUUCGCCAAAUACGCUGUGGAACCGUUUGUCGCGGAGUGCGAGCCGCCGCAUGCUCUUGUCAAACUUGUAGCGGUCAUUUCUAUCGUAAUGAUACUGGCCGUAAAUUGCUACAGCGUGAACUUGGCCACUAACGUGCAAAACAUCUUUACGGCAGCUAAGUUGGUUGCCAUCGCAAUCAUCGUUUGUGGAGGAGCCUAUAAACUCAUAUUAGGUAAUACGCGACAUUUACAGGAGCCCAACUUCGCCAGUAGUACGGCGACGAUGGGCAACAUUGCCACCGCUUUCUACACCGGCUUGUGGGCCUACGACGGUUGGAAUAAUCUCAACUAUGUGACUGAGGAAAUUAAGAAUCCAUCCAGGAACCUUCCAAUGAGUAUAAUAAUUGGCAUACCUCUGGUGACACUCUGCUAUGCACUGGUGAACGUAUCGUACUUGGCCGUGAUGUCUGUGAGCGAAAUGGCGGACAGCGAAGCUGUGGCUGUGACGUUUGGGAAUCGGCUGCUUGGGCCUAUGGCCUGGUUAAUGCCGUUGGCUGUUACAAUUUCCACCUUCGGAUCUGCCAAUGGCACGCUGUUUGUUGCUGGAAGAUUAUGCUUCGCAGCAUCACGAGAGGGACACUUGUUGGACAUUUUGUCAUACGUGCACGUUCGUCGAUUCACUCCUGCACCUGGUCUCAUAUUCCAUUCGCUGAUAGCAGUUGCAAUGGUAUUGUACGGGACAAUCGACUCACUCAUUGAUUUCUUUUCAUUCACUGCAUGGAUCUUCUACGGAGGCGCUAUGCUAGCGCUGAUCGUCAUGAGGCGAACAAAACCGCAUGCACCCAGGCCUUACAAGGUGCCAAUAAUAAUACCUUACAUUGUAUUGUUGGUGUCGACGUACCUGGUGAUUGCCCCAAUAGUUGACAUGCCCCAAUGGGAGUACCUAUAUGCCACCGCUUUUAUAUUCGGCGGGUUGCUGGUCUAUGUCCCAUUCGUGAAAUGGGGGUACUCGUUACCGUUUAUGGAUAAAAUAACAGUUUUCCUCCAGAUGGUGCUGGAAGUGGUACCAACGACGACAACUUUCGAGUACUAGAGAGUCUCAGCUGGACUUUAAAAAGCAUUUGUGACAAAUUUAUUUUAUUGAAAACAAUGGUUACAUAUACGUACAUAUACAUAAUAUUGGCAUUGUAAAUUCAUAUUGAAUUCCGUAAUGAUCAGUUCUUUGAUUUUUAGCAAUGCUCAAGGCCGUUUUAACACCGGAUUUCCAACAAUUUAAAACUUGUUGGGGUAAUAAAUUAUGUCCAUUACGAAUAAGGUUGAUUUUUAAUAUUAUCGACUGAUAGAUAAACAAUGUUUCUUGAUAAUUCGAAAAAUAACGACAUGAUAAUGAUGUUUAGUUUGUCCAAAUUAAUAAUGUUACCAAAACAGAAAAUGGACAACUUUAAUUUCGUUACGAUCAUGUCGAGUCUAAAAGACAAACGCAAGCUGCCAUUUUCGUUGUACGAUUUGAUUUCAAUUUCUAAAUUGCAGUACCAAUAAAAUCGAUCUUGAUAAAUUCUCAUGAAAAAGAAUUCUGUUUUUAUUACACUUACGCGUACUAGAUAGGUAACUAGAGACAAAAUUGGAAAUAUUUUUUGUAAGUUUAGCUGAUGGGAUGAGAUUGUAAAAGUUCAUGAGUCAUUACAUUAGUUUGCACGAAUCAUUCCUUGAAGGCCGCGUCGAUCGAGAUUUUGCCAAAACUCUAUUUUAUGGUAGCUUGAUCUGUUGAAAACAAUACAACAUUACAAAGAACAGUAAAAGACGACGUUCCUAAAAUACGAUUUAUAAUAAUACUAUACUAUAUAAUACUGAUGUCUAUACAUUUUUGUGCUUUUACGUCUAGCUUACUAUGAAAGUUUUGGUCAAUUAUUGGAACCGUCAAUUCCGUUGCCUCUACCAUUUCUCGCCAAUAAAGGAUUUAGUAGCAUCAGAUUAGAAAUUGUCACGAAAAUUAGUCUAUAAAAGACAAAUUUUCGAGACAUUUACGUCCAGCUUCUUAAGACAGUUUAGGUCAAUUAUUGUAAUAGUCAAUUCCGUUACCUCUAUUUAUCUCCAAUAAGCCUCCAGAUGCCGAAGUAGAAUGGAGUGCAGCUAAUUUUGAUUGAUUUGAUUUUCCUUUACCCACACUACUACUUUGAAACGAGUUUAGCAAUUUAACUCUUGUUCAAAAAUCAAGCUACCUAAAUCUAAGCUCUUAUUUGACGUUUUAAAGAUAGAGAAGCAAUUAGGCGAAGUAAAAACAAAUAUACUUUUUUUCGCUCUUUCACGUAACUGCAUCCCUCUCUGGAAGAUGCUGAGUAGGAGGUUUCUAGUUCUAAAUUCUCAUAUAGACAAAGUUUAGGCAUAGUAGGGUCUCGUAAACGCGAAGCCUUUUUGCGUCACUAUGAGUAAUUGUGCUAAACUCAUAGUUGUUAGCUCAUCAACCAUCAAUAGUCAACCUUAGAGUUAGUACAAGAAGUGUUUGAUUUUAUAUAAUAUUUUAUUAACAUUGCAGUAACCGUAAUUUUAGUGGGGUGAUAAAAAAACUUAAAUGGGCAUAUAUACAGUGCAACAUUACGUGUUAAAACUUUUAGGUGGCAAUGUUACUUAGUAAAGAUUUUCAACUGUUUUCUGACUUAGGAGUUUAGACUAAAAAUUAUAAAAUUUGUAUAAUUAAAUUUAAAAAAUACCUAACAAAUCGUAUAUACGA